AAUCCAUCCCCAUACAUAAUCAUUCAGAACAAGCGUCAUUUCUUUUGUUACCCUCGCCCAAUGCAUCGCAACUGCGAUUGAUCCCUCUGCAUGUUUAUACCCGCCGUAUAAAUACCUGUCUCUAGCCAGGUAAACUUCGAUAAGCUAGCGCCCAUGAGCUCUAUCUACCCGUCCUCUAUCGACUCUUGAGCUCCAUACGUUUCCGAUUGACGACAAAUAUACCACAACAAUAUGACGCCUGCACGCGGCAGAACAAAGGCACGCUUCUGGGCAGGGGAUGAGGAGAUGGCCAAUAAAAAAGACGACGACCUUCACCUCCCAGGGCAUCGCUAUCAUAACUCGGGAUCUGGUCCUCAAUGGCAGGCUACGCCGCGUGCUCCCCGCCGUAGCUCCGUCGGUCGCCUUAUUUCAUAUCUAGUCUUCAUAUCGAUCGUCUUCUUCAUAAUAUACAAUUUCGUGUCAUUCUCCGACAGCUCGACCGAUGCAGCAUCAGAGAGGUCUGCGCCGGGGGGCAAACAAGGACAGGACAAGGUCUACCAUAGGGGACCCCUCAAAUUCCCAGAGCUCGCAGAGACGCUGCGCAACAUUCAAGGGACCGGCGGCGCUUAUGAGAGGAACAAGAACAUUCUAUUCGCUGCUUCCAGCAUCAACAGUGCCUCUACUCUUCUGCCAAUGGCUUGCCAGAUGUCGGCGCAAGAAAAGAACCAUGUUCAUUUUGCGCUUAUGAGUAGGAAAGAGAUUCCCAUCAAGGAACUCCUGGAGAUAAACGGCAUUGAUAAAAGCUAUGCCCGCACUGACUAUGCUUCCACGUCUUCUGAGUUGAGGCUGAAACUCGCUGCUAUCCGUGCAUUCUUCUACGUUGAGAACUUCAUGCACCCUCAAGCAAUUAUUGUUGACUCUACUCAGAAGGAAGAAGAUUACUUCCUCCAAGCCAUACGAGAUCAGAUCACUGGGACGAGGUCUGCUCUGAUAGAGCUGCCAGAAAAGCCUGAAACUCGUCUUGCGUGGAUCUCCAAGCUUGACGCCUCAGCAUUGGCUGCCUGGAACAAAGUGCAUUUCGACAUAUUAGUCCAGGCACCUCCCGUUGGCACAGCCAAUCUACAAAGACUCCUCACCUCGCUGCGCAAGGCCGAUAAGAGUGCCCUGUCGGUUCCCCAGCUUACAGUCGAGCUGCCCCCAGUUGUAGAAAAGCCAUUGGAAAACUUCUUGUCUGGCUUCCAUUGGCCUUCCAAGGCUUCUGGACAGCUCCCUCAAUCGCAAAUGCUUUCUCUUCGUCAUCGGAUUUCAUCACGGAAAAUGGAUGAGGAGGAGAGCUCAGUUCGAUUUCUAGAAUCGUUCUGGCCAAGCAAGCCGUCACACAAUCAUGUGCUUGUCUUGGCGGCUCACACUGAGGUCUCACCUCAAUUCUUCAACUAUGUGAAAUACACCCUUCUUCAUAGCCUAUACUCGCACUCUUCCAUUCUUCAGGACUGGAAUGAGAACAUCAUGGGUAUCAGUUUUUAUUCUCCCAGCACUCUUCUCGAUGAUACAACACCCCUAACAGUCCCGCGAGCUGAGGACGCGGACGAAAAGACCGGUUCCAGUCCUUUCUUUUGGCAGGCCCCAACUAGCGAUGCUGUUCUGUUCAUGGGAGACAAAUGGGUUGAGCUGCAUGGCUAUGUGUCACGCAUUUUAGAAAAGCAGCAAACAGGAACAGAAACGCCAGCCUUCUUAGCCAAGAAGAGUACAAGCAAGAAACAUCCGGCCUGGUUAGAGUAUGUACUUCAGCUAUCACAGCUUCGGGGGUAUGUGACUCUGUACCCGAGACCGGAAACAGCGAGCACUAUCUUGGGAGCACACAGUGACCUUCCUAAUACUCCAGAGGAGUACUUGGGCGAAGGCGAUGAAAAUGAUAAGACCGGAGAGGCAGAUAGUGCAACGUCAAAGUUCGACCCAGCGUCCCCAGUCGAUAUGCUCACAACAUUACCUCGUGAGGGUGACCUCCUGGCAUUAGGUGACUUGCCACUCAUUUCAUGGAUUGGCAAAUCAACAUCGCUUGCAGAGCUUGAAACGACCUCAAUGGAGCUUACAAAACAAUUCCGUCAAGAGGUUGGCGGGUGUCCACCGAGCGCCAUAAACGAUGAGGACGAGUUUGGACAGCCGAGGCGCAACAAAGACGCCAGUGAUCUCUUUUGUAAGAACAAGGGCACGGCCAGUGCAGAUACAGCGACUGAAGCCAAGGACAUCAAGGAAACAGCAUAA
Molecule: messenger RNA, 2241 nt
Organism: Fusarium oxysporum Fo47
Lineage: Eukaryota; Fungi; Ascomycota; Sordariomycetes; Hypocreales; Nectriaceae
Exons: 5
Coding region: 232-2241 (669 amino acids)
Source: RefSeq, a predicted model, not a curated record